Misgurnus anguillicaudatus (oriental weatherfish) is the source of this 4533-nucleotide messenger RNA. The record is from RefSeq and is a predicted model, not a curated record. Lineage: Eukaryota; Metazoa; Chordata; Actinopteri; Cypriniformes; Cobitidae.
CCAGGACUUUAAGCCACGAUGUCCACAAUGGCAGUCUAAUUUGACCAUUCACACUGAAAAUUUUAAAGAAAUAUCGAUAUCAAUGGACCGGAUGCAUGUUCAGCUGCUAAGAGGAUCAUCCAGAAUUGGAAUUAAAUCAUCUGUUUACAUGCAGAGUCCUACCCUUGAGAACUGUCAGAUCAUCAUUUUACUAACACCUCUCUCGCUGGAUGUCAAAGAAGAAAGCUGUAGGCAGACCUUAUGACAGACACAAGACUGAUAAAGUGGGUGAGGAACAUCACCAGGGGUUUAGGUAAUGACUACACAAGAGUACCGCAGUAAUGAACACAGCUUCAGGAAUGGCACCAUCAUCUCCAGUCUUGUUUUCACCUUCGCUCACCCAGACUCCUCCGAGUCCUGGGAGGAGGUCAGCUUCACCUUUCAGAUCACCUCCUCCUUCUAUUAUGACUUCACCUAAACUAUGGCAGAAAGCUGCAAUAUCACGGUUGGCUGAGGAGUUCUUCUGGAUCGGGGGAAGUAUUGUUGCAACGCCGAAACUGAGAAUGGGCCAAAUAGUAGAGAGAUGCAUGUGCAACAUGCAGGCUGGCACUCAGAUGACUAAACUAAGAGGAAAAUCCAAGACUCUGGUUCGCCUUUUCUACCUAGAUGAGCAUAAAUCCUGUAUUCGGUGGAGACCCUCUAGAAAACAUGAGAAAGCUAAAAUCACCAUAGACUCUAUCCAUGAGGUCUGUGAGGGGAUGAAAACGGAGGCCUUCAGGCGAUUUGCCAACAAUAACUUUGAUCCAAACUGCUGCUUCAGUAUUUACCACGGUGACCAUGUAGAAUCUCUUGACUUGGUAACCACGAAUGGAGAAGAGGCACGAACCUGGAUUACUGGCCUGAAGUAUCUCAUGGCAGGCAUCAGCGAUGAGGACAGUCUGGCAAAAAGACAACGAACGCGAGAUCAAUGGUUGAAACAGACGUUUUCAGAAGCUGACAAAAAUGGUGAUGGGAGUCUAAGCAUUGGGGAAGUUCUGCAGCUGCUUCACAAACUCAACGUGAAUCUUCCAAAGCAGAAAGUCAAAAAAAUGUUUGAGGAGGCUGACACAGAUGAAAACCAGGGGUCUUUGACGUUUGAGGCAUUCUGUACAUUUUACAAGAUGAUCUCGACACGCAGAGAUCUUUAUUUGCUCAUGAUCACCUACAGCAACCACAAAGAACACAUGGACUUAAAUGACCUCGUCCGCUUUUUGGAAAAUGAGCAAAAGAUGGUAAACGUAUCCAGAGAGUAUUGCAAGAUGAUCAUAAAUCAGUUUGAGCCGUGCCCUGAAAACCAAAAACACAUGGUGAUGGGUAUUGAUGGUUUCACCAACUUCAUGCGUAGUCCUGCAUGCGACAUCUUUAACCCUGAACACUAUCAAGUAAAUCAGGAUAUGGCGCAGCCCUUGACACAUUACUACAUUGCAUCUUCUCACAACACCUACCUGACGGGAGAUCAGCUGCUGUCUCAUUCUCGGGCUGAUAUGUAUGCUUAUGUGCUUCAGGCGGGCUGUCGAUGUGUGGAAGUUGACUGUUGGGAUGGUCCUGAUGGAGAACCCAUAGUGCACCACGGUUACACACUUACCUCAAAAAUCCUCUUUAAAGAAGUCGUUGAAACAAUCAACAAAUACGCUUUUGCCAAAACUCAAUACCCAGUGAUUCUUUCAAUAGAGAACCACUGCUCUGUGCCACAGCAGAAGAAGAUGGCUCAAUACCUCACUGAAGUGCUACAGGACAAACUGGACCUGUCUAAUGUAAAUAUGAACGAGUCCAGACGUUUGCCAUCUCCAGAGGUUUUAAAAGGGAAAGUUCUUGUCAAGGGUAAGAAGCUGCCAGCAAAUCUUGAUGCUAACGCGGAAGAGGGGGAUGUUUCUGAUGAAGACAGUGCUGAAGAGGAAGAGGAGGAAGAGGAGCAGAUGAAUGGAGAUACUGGAGAAAGUGCACCAGAGACCAGUGAUGAAUCAAAGAAACGCUCAAGGAGGUUGUUCAUGGGCAGUUUUAGAAGCAAGAAGAAAAAGCGUGUCAAAGUAAGAAAGAAGCCCAUCCUGGAUGACUCUGAUACUGACCUGGAAAUCCCGAGCAGUAAUGAUAAACAGGUUAUCAACUAUGGCAAAAGGAGAAAAACCAUGAGACUCUCUCGUGCGCUGUCUGAUUUGGUCAAGUACACAAAAUCUGUGCGUGUUCAUGACAUUGAAACUCAAGCCUACGUGUGCAGCUGGCAAGUGUCCUCUUUAAAUGAAACCAUUGCUAACCAGAUUUUGCAGCUGAAGCCAGCUCAGUUAGUUCGCUUCAAUCAACGGCAACUUUUACGGGUCUAUCCCUCCAACUACCGUGUGGACUCUAGCAACUUCAAUCCUCAGCCAUUUUGGAACGCAGGUUGUCAUUUAGUCGCUCUGAACUAUCAGACAGAAGGCCGUAUGCUACAACUAAACAGGGCCAAAUUUGCAGCAAAUGGAAACUGCGGCUAUGUGCUGAAGCCAAAAUGCAUGUGUAAAGGUGCCUUUAAUCCUGUGCUAGAAGAUGCUUUACCUGGACACAGGAAAACUCAGUUAGUGCUCAAAAUUAUUAGUGGCCAGCAGCUCCCAAAGCCUAAAGACUCCAUGUUAGGGGACAGAGGAGAGAUCAUAGAUCCCUAUGUUGAGGUGGAAAUAACUGGAUUACCUGCAGACUGCAAUAAACAUCAGACAAGGGUAGUGGAUGAUAAUGGGUUUAACCCCAUGUGGGAAGAGACAUUAGUGUUUACGCUCCAUAUGCCUCAGAUUGCCUUGGUACGGUUUAUGGUUUGGGAUCAUGAUCCAAUUGGAAGGGAUUUUAUUGGACAAAGAACAAUAGCUUUUAAAAGCAUGAUGCCAGGUUAUCGACAUGUUUAUUUAGAAGGCAUGGAAGAAGCAUCUAUCUUUGUACAUGUUGCCAUAAAUGACAUCACAGGAAAGGUGAAAUCAAGCAAUGCGGUAAAGCAGCUACUUCAGAGAAAGCUCGUGCAAACCUCUGAAGAUGGCAACAGGAGAUCAUUCGGUCCAAGCUUCCUCCGGAAAAGCGGAGCCAGGAAGAACCAAGCAAAAGUUAUGCGGGCCUCUCCUGAUUCUUACACCAAAGAGGACUUUCUAAAUAGACGGUAUAGUGAUGACAUCAGCUCGAAAGACAGCAAAAGCACCUCACAGUCUACAUCUUUACACAAAGGAGCUCAAAGUGAACCCCUGAGAAGGGCCCAUAAGGUCUCAUUUCAGGAGCCAGGAGGAUCUCAUGAGGUACGUCGGCGCCUGUCCUCUAUCGCAUGUUCUGGUGGAGCAGGUAUUAAUAUGGAUUACAUCAAUUUAGGAUUUGAUUCAAAAGAGAGUUCUGAAUUGGAUUUGGUUAGACCACAUCUUUCUAAUGUAGAUAAGCAGGAGCUGAUUAAUUCAGAACAAAACGAUUUACCUCCAGAAUUCAAACGGGACAGCAUUGCAUAUGGGUGUGUAGACUUAUCAACAGCUUCUACAAUGCCGAAUGACAAGCUGUCGCAGCAGGUCUCGGACAUUAAAUAUGUUUCAGAUCAGGAGUCAAAUGAACCUGUAAAUCUUCAAGGGUGUGAAGUAAAUCUCCAGUCUCCUGUAAGCUCAGAACAUACAACAGACUAUGAGCCCUUAAAUUUCGAUCCAAUACCCGAUGGAGUACUGGAUCCCUCUAGUGGAGCUUUAAACACCAGAAACCUGUCACUGAAGAAUACAUUCAGACCUUUAAAUUUUGAGCUUAUGCCUCAGUGGCGGCUGAGGUCCAUGCCCGCAACUCCUGCGAUGAGCAGACGCAGCAUGAAUGACCCGAGCAGGCAGUUUGCCACAGAUUCUCCAUUUAUGGGACGCAGAUCAAAAAGCACCCCGAGGCGUCACCCACCCUCUCCCUGUAACAUCAGGAAAGACUUCCUCGAUCAAUUCCCCAUCCCUCAGAAGCAUGGCAGCUGUAGUUAUGUUACACAAAAAAACUCUUUUCCUAACAAUAACAACCAUGCUGAGAGUGAAUUAAGCAGCCUGAGCAGUUUAGACAGCCUUGACCUGAGUACUUUGCCAUCCCGUUUCCCUGACAACCAGCACCUGACAAUGGGCACUCUGCAGAGGGAGAUGAAUGCUCUGUUUGAAGAGAAAAUGCAUGAGAUUCGUUGUCAUUCUCCACUUUUUUUCGAAGAUUGAUAAACACUGUAGAAAAGGCAAUUCCACACCCAUGGACCUUAAAGUAAUAAUCGGGAUGGCGAUGGACAGAUGCUACAAGAAGAAAAGUUAUCUUGUUUACAUGCAACCUGGGCUUAUUUUUCAUAUAUUUAAAUAAAACAUGUGUUGAGUUUACUGUGCAUAUUGCACUGCAAAAAAUGACUUUCUUAUUUAGUAUUUUUGUCUUGUUUUCAGUAAAAAUAUCCCUCUGCAGAGUGCCCAUUGUUCCUAAAUUAAGACAUAUUUUCUUGAUGAUCAAAAUGACCUAGGAAAAUAAGUCAAAAAAUAUCAAAGUGCAUAAAACAAGCAAAAAAAAUCUGCCAAUGGAAUAAGA